AUGGAAAUAGGGAAUCUAACAAAUCUUGAGUUCUUGGAAAUUUCAAGUAACGAGCUCAAUGGUUCACUCCCUUCCUCCAUUGGAAAUCUUUCCAAGCUUGUUUACUUGAACCUAUAUGGUAACCAUCUCACAAGUUCUCUUCCUCCAAAACUGUGGAACCUUGAAACCAUUCAACUCUUAGAUGCAGGCUCAAAUAAUUUUCAAGGCAACGAAUCAGAAAACUCACGAAACUGCAUGAACAUGAGUCAUCUCAAAUUUCUGAAUCAGGCAAAUCGAUUUUCAAGCUCUAUUCCAAAAAACAUUGGGCAAGUCAUGCCCAAUCUACAAUGGUUGAAUGUUCCUAAUAGUGGCAUUACAGGAUCCAUCCCCAACUUCAUAGGAGAUUUUGUGAAUUUGAGUGUGGUUGAUCUUGUUGGAAAUAAAUUGAUGGGACCUAUUCCAACUAUGGGAAAUCUAAUGGAUCUCCAGUAUUUGAACCUGAGUAACAAUACUUUAUCAGGUUACAUACCCCCGUCAUUGAGAUUUUCUUUCAAAUUAAAGCUUCUAGAUCUCGGGAAAAUCCCAUCAUGGAUUGGCAAGAGCAUCAAGUCCCUUCAUGUCCUUAGCCUAAGGUCUAAUAUAUUCGAAGGAGAGAUUCCUUUGGGGAAUCACAACUAUAUUCUCUUCAACGGGAGGAUUCUUGAGGAGAUUUACAAAAUGCGAAAACUGGAAAGGCUUGAUUUACCAAACAAUCUGCUUUCAGGUGAAAUUCCUCCAAACAUGCAAUCUAUGACAUUCUUAAACACUCUGAACGUGUCCUUCAAUAAUUUAUCAAGACCCAUUCCCUACAGCGGCCAGAUGACCACAUUCAAUACUCCAUCGUACUACGGGAACCCACAGCUUUGUGGUCCUCUUCUUCUGGAGAAGUGCACUCGCGAAGAGUCAGUCUCAAAUUCAAGCAAUAGCAGGGAUAUGAGAAAUGGGUCAUCAGAGAUUCCAUGGAUGAGCGUGGGUUUAGGAUUUGGGUUUGGAUUCGAUGGGUUUUUCUCAAUGAUAUUUGUUCCAAGAUUUACAAAUCAAAUUUCUGGAUCAAUACCUCCUGCGAUAUGGCAUCUCAUAGAUUUUACGGAAUUGGAUCCUUCAGAUAACCUGCUUGAUGGUUCUCUUCCUUCCUCGAUUGGAAACCUAACAAAGCUUACUAUGUUGAACCUAUUCGGGAACAAGCUAACAGGAACUCUACCUGUUGAGAUAGCGAAUCUCAAAUCCAUAGUAACCAUUGACUUGAGUGAAAAUAGGUUUCAAGGCCCAUUUCCGAGCAGCAUAUCUCACCUAAGAAGUCUAGGGCUUUUCUACAUAUUCAGCAACAACUUCUCUGAAAUAUUCCACUGGAUUUUGGCCAAAAUAAGUUUUCAUCCAAAUACCCACAUUUGGAUUUCUCGUCUUCGUCUGCAAAUAAACAUUGGUGAGCUCAUUCCUAAUCUAGGAACUUUACUCCUUUCCAAUAACCGGGUUAAGGGAACCAUUCCCACCUCCAUAGGGAGCAUGAUGAAUUUGGGAGUUCUCAGUCUUUCUAAGAAUGAAUUGACAGGAGUUCUUCCUGCUAGCUUAAGAAACCUCGUAGGUCUUCGUUCUUUGCGCAUGGCUAACAACAUGUUACAAGGGGUGAUUCCUGAAGAACUAACAAGGUUGAUAGGCUUUGUCGUGUUCAACCUGUCAAGAAACCAUUUCAGGGGUAAGAUUCCUGAGAACAUUGACAGAUUGCAAGAACUCGAAUCACUGGACUUAUCAAGCGGCAUCCCUCCAAGACUCAUUCCCUCUAGUGGCCAAAUGAGCACAUUCGAUGCAACAGCAUACCAUGGGAACAAAUAUCUAUGUGGUUCUCCGCUCCCCAAAGAGUGUUAUGUGUUGAUACGUAUGGUUAUGAGGUCUUACGUGUCGUAG
Messenger RNA from Amborella trichopoda, 1920 nucleotides. The record is from RefSeq and is a predicted model, not a curated record. NCBI's taxonomy places the organism in Eukaryota, Viridiplantae, Streptophyta, Magnoliopsida, Amborellales, Amborellaceae.